Trifolium pratense (red clover) is the source of this 2943-nucleotide messenger RNA. Its product is annotated as protein FAR1-RELATED SEQUENCE 5-like. Lineage: Eukaryota; Viridiplantae; Streptophyta; Magnoliopsida; Fabales; Fabaceae. The record is from RefSeq and is a predicted model, not a curated record. Gene Ontology annotation, molecular function: zinc ion binding. The transcript is spliced from 3 exons. Bases 419 to 2740 code for a protein of 773 amino acids.
UAUGGACACUUUUAGGGUGCACCCCUAAAUACACCCCCACUUUUUCACUGUUUUACCGUGGGCCCACCUGAAAAUUGAAAAAUCAAAAAAUUGAAAAGCUUUAUGUGAUUACCGUUUUGCCCUUCCUUCUCACUUUCACUUCUUCCUACUCCCAACGAGAGACAGAGAGAGCUUCAUCUUCCUAAAAACAAAAAACGACAAACCUUCAUCUACUUCAUCUUCGACCUUCACAAAGCAAUUCCGAUUUUGAGUAGAUCUGCAUCAAUGGGUGAUUAAUCAUCGAAAUCACGUUUCCCUCGACCACAAAAUCUUUCAAUUUCUUUCAAUUUCUCUGCAAUUUCACGGUUCAGUUGAGCAAAGAAUCGGUCUCCUUCUUUACAAAAUAUCAAGUUGAAAUUCCUCUUUUAAACCACCUGGGAUGGAACCAGACGCCGAAGAACAAUUUUCAAGUCAAAAUGAUGAUUCCCGUGAGGAUUUGGAAAGUGAAUGUGCACCAAUCAAUAUGAUUGUUAAUUACAGUAUAAACGGUGUACAGGAUAUGGGCGGAGUAGAUUUUAGGAAUAUGACAACAACUGAUAUCAUGAUGUAUGAUUUUCCUAACCUUGAGGUGGCUUUUACAUUCUACAACUGGUAUGCUCGAAUGCAUGGAUUUUGUAGCCGCAAAAGCAAGAAGAAAAAAAACGCAAAUAAAGAGGAUGUCCGACAGGAGUUUGUGUGUUACAGGCAAGGGUUUAGAGAAGACAGAUUUAAGGACAACAAGAUCCGUCAGCGUGAAGCAAAGCCAAUUACAAGAUGCGGUUGUAAAGCAAAGUGUGUUGUGAGUGUUAAUCGAAUCACUCAGCGUUGGUCCAUAAGGUCUAUUAAUGAUGUGCAUAAUCACCCGGCUGUUAAAGAACUAUUUAUUGGGUUUCUACCAGGUCACAGGGGAAUGGAUGAUGAUGACAUAAUUCAAAUGAAUCACUAUAAGAAUUCGGGUAUCCGGACCUCUCAAAUAUUUGGAACAUUUGCUAAUCAGGUUGGAGGGUAUGAGAAUGUCACUUUCUCACAAAAAGACAUGUAUAAUGUAGUAGACAAGGAUAGGCGUUCUAAAGGUACUGACUCAAGAGCUGCAUUAGCAUAUUUGCGUUCAUUGAAGAGUUCUGACCCAGCAAUGUACUGGAAGCAUACAGUUGAUAAGGAAGGAAGGUUGCAACACUUAUUUUGGUCUGAUGGUAGGUGUCAAAUGGAUUACAACAUAUUUGGUGAUGUUUUGGCCUUUGAUGCAACAUACAAGAGGAAUCGUUAUUUGUGUCCUAUAGUUAUAUUUUCUGGGGUAAAUCACCACAACCAAACUACAGUAUUUGCCAGUGCUAUUGUUGCCAAUGAGAUUGAGGAAACAUAUGUUUGGUUGCUUGAAUGUUUGUUGGAAGCAAUGAAGGGCAAGAUGCCAAAAUCUGUGAUAACGGAUGGUGACUUAGCCAUGAAGAAUGCAAUAAGAAAGGUGUUUCCUGAUGUCCACCAUAGAUUAUGCGCUUGGCACCUUAUAAGGAAUGCAACCUCCAAUGUGAAGAGCAACAGAUUCACGCAUUUGUUCAGAAAAUUAAUGUUGUGUGAUUAUGAGAUUGUUGACUUUGAAAGAAAAUGGAAUGACAUGGUUAUCGAGUGUGGAGUUCAUGAUAAUAAUUGGGUUUUAGAUAUGUAUCAAAAGAAGGAGAUGUGGGCUGCAGCACACAUUCGAGGUAAGUUUUUUGGAGGCUUUAGAACUACUUCCCGCUGUGAGGGGCUUCAUUCUAAAAUGGGUAAAUUUGUAAACUACCGCAAUAACUUAACUGAGUUCUUGCAACAUUUCAACCAAUGCAUAGAACAUUUGAGGUACAAAGAGCUUGAAGCUGACUAUCUAUCGAUGCAUGGUGACCGAAUGGUGCAAACUGAAUUCCAUUUACUUGAGACAAAUGCAUCUAAAGUUUACACAAAAAACGUUUUCUUUCUAUUUCGCUCUAUCAUGCGAAAAUCAUGUGCUGUCAAAGUUGUUGGUUGCAAACAAACAGCUUCCUGUUUCAUAUAUAUUGUCAACAAAUAUUGUAGAUCUGAUUGUGAAUGGCACGUGUCUUAUUGGCCUAUUAGUAUGGAACUAAAAUGUUCAUGUCUUAGGAUGGAAUCUAUUGGUAUCCCUUGUGAUCAUAUUAUAUGUGUCAUGGUUUAUAUGAAUAUGGUAGAAAUUCCAUCAGCUUUGGUGUUAGACAGAUGGACAAAGAAUGCUAAGGACUCGGUAAAUUACACAAGCCAAGGACAAUCAGGUGGAUGGGAUUCGAUGUCAGUUUGUCGCUACAAAUCUUUAAAUCACAGAUGUAGGGAAAUCAACAAUUUGGUGUGUAAAAAUCCAGAGGCUUAUGCCGAAACCAUGGAGUUAUUGAAUGAUAUUUAUGGACAUGUUAAAAGUAAGUAUGAGGUACAACCUGAGGAUGGUAAGAAGAUUGAAGGACACGGUGAUCGUUAUCUGCAAAAUCCACUCACCGCUAAAACCAAGGGGCGUGUCGCAAAUGUUGCAGGCAGGGCUGGUAACAAAAGGAAACAGACUCAAUGUGGUUUUUGUGGGAUUACUGGUCAUAACAAGCAAACUUGUGGUGCAUUUAAAAAACAGAAAACCUUUGUCGACAAGAGCAAGACAACGGAUGAUGAUGGUCAUGAUGAUGAUGAUGAUGAUGAUGAUAGUGGUGGUGGUGGUGAUGAUGAUGAUGACGACGACGACUACCGUGGAUAAAGAUCAAUGUGAUGAAAGUUGUCGAAAUCUAAGUAUGAAGUGUUAAGUUUAUAACUAUGUUAAGUUUCAGUGAUAUUAGUUUAGUCUAUCAUAGGUUUAGUGAUUUAAGUUUUAAAGUAUCAAGUACUAUGUUAAGUUUCAUACGUUAAUGUGUUUAGUUUGUUUCAAAAAAAAAACGGUCAACGUGUUUAGUUACCUUUUGA